GAGUCUCUCGUGAGGCUGGAUUAGCCACAAGUUGUGGUGAACCAGGGUAAAUUUGGUGUGCCUCUCACUCUUCUCUUUACAUCUCUUUUAAAUUUUUUAAUUCCUGCGAUUUCUACGAUCAAACGCUAUUCACCCCCCCCUCUAGCGUUGGUCUAUUAUUCUAACAAUUGGUAUCAGAGCCUAACUCGCGUCCAAACUUAACCGUUUGAGAGUAAAGCGAUCAUGGGUUCUUCUUCUAGAAAUCUUUAUGCAGGAAUUGGAGAAGGUCAAUCAACCUCUAGGCCACCGCUUUUUGAUGGCACCAACUACACAUAUUGGAAAGAGCGGAUGAGAAUUUAUAUCCGCUCAACCAACUUCCAGUUGUGGUUGGUCAUCAAAAACGGCGAAGAAACGCCAAUGAAGAAGGUCGGUGAAAAACUCGUCCCAAAGACCGAGGACGAAUUUGAUGCCGAAGACAUCAAAAGGGUUGAGAACUAUGCCAAGGCAAUCAACAUGUUGUACUGCGCGGUCAACCCCGAUGAUUAUCGCAAGAUCUCUUGCUGCACCACCGCCAAAGAAAUGUGGGACAAGCUGGAGGUCACAUAUGAAGGGACGGUCGAAGUGCAGAAUUCUGGAAAUCAGGGGGAACCAGCGAUGGGUGGGCUAUACCAUCGCUGGGAGGGAAGUCUUCACUUUUUCCAGAACCCCUCUUCCCAUCGAUGGCGAUUUCCCUAUCUAGACGGCUCAUUUCUUGAGUUCGGGUCGGAGGAAGAACUCACACGCUUCCUCAAUCACUUUGCCAAACGCCCGAUUUCUCCGCCCAGGGUGCUGCCCGAGCUAUACCCUCAACAAAAGGGGUACCACGACCUCGACAAUAAGCUUCAAGCGUCUGGUCUGUGGUCGUUCGUCUCCAGGAGCCGUCAGUCCUACAAUCCCGCCUUUGUCCAGGCCUUCUACUCCAAUCUCCGCCAUGACGGGGACACCAUACGCAGCAGCAUCAAUCUCUACGACAUAGAGAUUGAUUUGCCUACCUGUGCUCGGGUCGCAGGGCUGCCCAUCCGCGGUGACGACAUCGCGACUUAUGUGGACGGCAUGGGGCAGUCAAUCGAGCGGAUGGACUGGACGUUGCAACGCCAACACCAUGACAUGAUGGCAUACUUCCGUGGCGUCAACUACGUUCCGCCACCUUUCGACAGCACCAUUCUCGGCCAAAACUUUGAAAGCGAGGAUGAGGACGACGACUCCUAUGCUCCGUCCUCCUCCCCCGACGAGGCCAACUUUGAAGAUGCGGUCGACAGCGAUCCCAUGGACGUCAAGGACGACUAGGAUGACGACGAGGACUAGCACGCCGAUGCCUAGACUCUUCUUUUCUCUUCUCUCCUUACUAUGAUUGUAUUUUUUAUUCCCAUUCCGUUGUAUUCCGCAUUUCCCUUUUUAAUGAAUAAAAGUUUACUUUUAAAAUUCUAAAGUUUACUUUUAAUUCUUUUUGUUAAUGUCAAAAGGGGGAAGAUAUCACGGUUAUGCAUAAAUUGAGGGGGAAUUU
Molecule: messenger RNA, 1522 nt
Organism: Cuscuta campestris
Lineage: Eukaryota; Viridiplantae; Streptophyta; Magnoliopsida; Solanales; Convolvulaceae
Source: the annotation of a GenBank genome assembly